AUGGCUGCAGAAAAUGAAAUAAUAGAGAAUAACAUGGAAUACUAUGAUUUAUCAGUGGAUCUUGCAGUAGGAUUGUUAAAUGACGAAGAAUAUGAUGAAAACCAUAUACUUUACAGCACUCGACCAGAAAUAUCACUGGAAUCAACAAUUCCAGACGCAGUAAGGGGAUUUAUUACAUAUUUUUAUAAUGCUUUAUUUCAAAAUAAUGUCUAUGAAUUGCAUGGUUGCUAUGAAAGUUUGUUUAAUAAGUUAACAGAAAAAUAUUAUAAAAAUACACCAUGGCCAGAUGCUGAAACGAUUUCACCUCUUGUCAAUGAUGACUCAUACUUUAUGAUAUUUUAUAGAGAACUAUAUUUCCGUCAUAUUUAUGCAAAACUCCAACCAACUAUUGAACAACGGUUUCAAUCAUAUGAUAAUUAUUGUGAUCUUUUUAAUCUCAUUCUUAAUUCAGAAGUUCCAGUUAAUCUUGAACUUCCUAAUCAUUGGGCUUGGGAUAUCGUUGAUGAAUUUAUAUAUCAAUUUCAAGCAUUUUGCAACUAUAAAAACCGUCUAUCUAAAAGAUCAGAAGAUGAAAUUCAUGAACUUCGUGAAAAUCCUCAAAUAUGGAGUACAUAUAGUGUUUUAAAUGUACUUUAUUCAUUAAUCCAAAAAAGUAAAAUUAACGAACAGCUUAUUGAAAUAAAAAAUGGAAGAGAUCCAAACAAAGUAGCGGGAGAGUUUGGAUCUCAAAACCUAUAUCGCAUGCUUGGUUAUUUUAGUAUUAUUGGCCUUCUUCGAGUUCAUUGUCUUCUUGGUGAUUUUACACUAGCACUUAAAACAAUGGAUAACAUUGGGCUUAACAAAAAGGGUUUUUUUGGAUGGGGUGGAAAUUUAACAUUAACAUUUACAGCUUAUUAUUAUGUUGGAUUUUCAUAUAUGAUGCUUCAUCGGUACAUAGAUGCAAUUAAAGCCUUUUCUCAUGUCCUUUUUAUUUCACGAACAAAACUUUAUCAGAACAGAUCAGUGCAAUACGACCACAUUACUAAAAAAAGUGAUCAAAUGUAUGCACUUUUGGCUAUGUGCAUUGCAUUAUGUCCUGUCAGAAUUGAUGACAAUCUUCAUAUAAUAUUAAAAGAAAAAUAUGGAGAACAACUUCUGAAAAUGCAGCGUGGAGGACCAGAAUGUAUACCUGUUUUUACAGAACUUUUUUCAUUUGCAUGCCCGAAAUUUAUUUCACCUCUCUCUCCAGAUUUUGACAAUAUUCUUACUACAACCACAGAACACCAACAGCAUCAUUUAAAAAUAUUUAUUUCAAGUGUAGAAAAUCAAAUGAUGCUACCUAUUCUUAAAAGUUACCUAAAAUUAUAUACAACAAUGCAUCUAGAUAAAAUUGCAUCAUAUCUUGAAAUGAGUCCAGAAAAUCUAAGAACGCUUCUUUUUGUAUACAAACAAAAAUCUAAACAAGUUAAAUGGUCUGAAGGGUCUCUAUUAAAUGGUGAAAUCAUAAAUGUAUCUGAUGUUGAAUUUGCCCUUGAAGGAAAUAUAAUUCAUAUUGCGGAAGCAAAAGCUCCCAAAAGGUAUGCAGAAUAUUUUAUACGAUGUAUUAAACAAUUAAAAAAUAUAUCUUUGAAUUGA
Molecule: messenger RNA, 1614 nt
Organism: Pneumocystis jirovecii RU7
Lineage: Eukaryota; Fungi; Ascomycota; Pneumocystomycetes; Pneumocystales; Pneumocystaceae
Exons: 8
Coding region: 1-1614 (537 amino acids)
Biological process (GO): translational initiation
Cellular component (GO): eukaryotic translation initiation factor 3 complex; cytoplasm
Molecular function (GO): translation initiation factor activity
Source: RefSeq, a predicted model, not a curated record